AUGGAAGCCAUGGUUUACUUCUUCACCAUGUUCUUCGUGGCGAUUUACCACGCGUGCGAUGGCCCUGGUUUAUCAGUGCUGUGUUUCAUGCGCUACGACAUCCUGGAGUAUUUCAGCAUCUACGGGACAGCCCUGUCCAUGUGGGUGUCGCUGAUGGCGCUGGCAGAGUUCGAUGAGCCGAAGAGAUCCACCUUCAUCAUGUUUGGUGUGCUCACCAUAGCAGUGAGGAUCUACCACGACCGCUGGGGCUACGGAGUCUACUCAGGACCCAUCGGGACAGCCGUCCUCGUGAUAACCGUGAAAUGGCUCCAAAAGAUGAAAGAGAAGAAAGGUCUAUAUCCAGACAAGAGUGUCUACACCCAACAGAUCGGUCCUGGCUUCUGUUUUGGGGCAUUAGCACUGAUGCUGAGGUUCUUUUUUGAGGAGUGGGAUUACACCUACGUGCACAGCUUCUACCACUGCGCCUUGGCCAUGUCCUUCGUCCUGCUGCUGCCCAAGGAGAACAAGAAGGCCGGGAGCGCCGGGAGCCCCGCGCGGCUCGACUGCUCCACGCUCUGCUGCUGCGUCUGA
Molecule: messenger RNA, 570 nt
Organism: Struthio camelus australis
Lineage: Eukaryota; Metazoa; Chordata; Aves; Struthioniformes; Struthionidae
Gene: MYMK
Product: myomaker, myoblast fusion factor
Cellular component (GO): membrane
Source: RefSeq, a predicted model, not a curated record